UUGCGUUUUGAUUCAGAAGUAACCUUUCCAUUUUUCAGAAUUCUCAGUGACAAUCAGUUGAGUGAAUUACAUAAGGACUCAUUUGAAGGCCUGCUAUCCCUCCAGUAUUUAGAUUUAUCCUGCAAUAAAAUACUAUCUAUUGAAAGACGUACAUUCGAAUCACUACCUUUUCUGCAGUUUAUAAAUCUUGGCUGCAAUCUCAUUACAGAACUGAGCUUUGGAACAUUUCAGGCCUGGCAUGGAAUGCAGUUCUUGCACACAUUAAACCUCAGUCAUAAUCCUCUGACAACUGUUGAAGAUUCUUAUUUUUUCAAAUUGAGAGCAUUAAAAUAUUUAGACAUGGGAAAAACCCAAGUGACACUAAAAACAGUUGAGAGCAUCGUCAUGAUGAGCCCCAAGUUAGAAAAACUGAUUUUACCAAUCCAUAUGACCUGCUGCCUCUGCCAAUUCAAAAAUAAUAUUGAGGUUUUCUACAGUACAGUCAAGCUGCAUUGUGACAGUGAAUGUCUGACAAACAUCGCAUAUUGUGAUGAUGAAACAUCUAUAGGGAACCCAGAAGGGUCAUUCAUGAAGGCAUUACUAUCCCGGAAGGAGAGUAGCAGCCCUGAGCUGACUAUCGAGCCAGAGAAGGCAGCCGCAGACAAAAAUGCCAUCAGUUCGUCAGCCUUCAAAAGUGAGCAAGGAGACUUUAGCAAGGAAAGUGUUGUUAGUGCACUUGGAUACAUAUCAUCUUCUUUCUCUGGACAGAUGGAAGGUGCAGUUUCAGCAUUAUUAAAAUUCAUUAAACAACUUCUUUCAAACUUACAAGGAGGAGAUGAGCCUGUGGGGCAUUUGCAAAACAACGCAGAGAACACUUCUCUUCCACCUGGAUCCACCAUUUCAGCUGACAAAAAUAAACAGAAAAUAAUCUCUGAUCUGGAAGAUAUCAUAGAUGCCAUGCCUCUACGUUCCAAACUUCCGAAUCCCAGAUUUCACCCCCAAAUCUCCACCGAAACAUUGGAAACUGCCCAAUUACAAGAAAACAGCCUACCAGACAUUCAGAGAGUAGGGAGGAGGCCGGGGCCUUUGAAGGUGGUCAUCAAGGGCCCAAAGGGCAUUCGGAAGAGGCAACGCAGACAAAUGACGAAGGCUGGCAUCAACGGGAAGCAGAGGGCCCAGCUCCUUGCGGAGAGCACGGCCGAGGAAAAAGGGCUCACGACGGCAUCCCCAAGGGCGCCGGAGCAGCCUCACGAGCAGCCCCCCAGGGAGACCGCAGAAAGCUCCUUCAACCCCGAGUCUUCAUUCCGAGGGGAACAGGAGGCAGCCGUCCCUUCUGUCCAGUACUUGAUGGGCACGCCUUCUGCUUCCAAUACUCCAAAAUCUCUACCUGAGAUUAAACUAAAACCGAAAGACCUAGCUGACAGUAUUUUUGUUUUAGAAGAUGCAAGUGCUGGCAUUAGAAAUAUGAAGGCUUCUGAACCAACCUCACACUUCAGAGAAAAGUACCUCUUUCCAGAAUCUUUGCGGCAUGCGGGUCACAAAAUACUCAAGGCCAAAAUGAGUAGACAGUUCAGCAGUAAAGGUUCACACAAUAGUCCGAUGGUGGUGAACAAGCCUCCAUUCACUGUAAUGAGCCUUAUAAACUCCCCUUCACAAGAGGCUUUUUCAUCGUCAGAACUGACUUCUCAGAAAAAUCACUUUCCAGAUUUAUUUUCUCUUUUGGAUCCAACUCCCAAACUGACCACGGAAACACAACAGGAACACGACAACGUGGGCACUGACUUAGCCUCCACAUCCACAGCCUUCCCUUUCCCAGGGAGCUCAUCUCCAGGUGACCACCCAGAAGCUCAGCUAAACGAGCAGCUGCGGUCCCUCAUCACCAACAGUGAUGUGAGAAGGCUCAUUUCUCGUGUUUUCUGGACUUUGAAAAUGGGCUGCUCGGAGACCCACCUGAAACCAGCCUGUGCCAAGCUCAUCUUCGAAACCGGCCUCCUGAUGAAGCUUCUCAGCGAGCAGCAAGAAGCAAAGGAGCCCAGGGCAGACUGGGAUACAGACCAGAGGGAAACAGAAAACUACAUCCACGAGAGUCCAGAAGCCCAGAGUGAACAGGAAGAGCAGGAGUUCCGUGAGUUCCCAAAAGCUCUGGUGCAUGGGUAUCAAAUCAAAGUCAUCUUGGCAUUGUCAGUGACAGGAGCAGUGCUGUUGUGGAUUAUAGCUUUCUGCCUCAUUAAGAUGUUCUCCUGUAGAAGAGCAGCGCUGGAUGAAGAAGGAGGCUCAAGGGGCUUCUUUCCACUUCCAUAUAAACCCUCAGAAGAGCAUAAGAAUCAGAAGACCUUUUCCUGGAGAAGGCAGCUUUGGCUCAGGUAUAUGUACAGAACCAUCAGUCCCUCACAUGAGAAAAACCUGGCGCAGAAGCUACUUGAGAAGGAUGGAAGGGAACUCAGUGAAGUCAUAAUAGAGAAGAAUGUGACUUCAGGGUCGGGUGACGAAGGGAAGGGAGCAAAGCACAAGAUACCAGCACAGAGGGAGCCCCAGCCUGCCCCAGGCCACCUACAAUAA
Manis javanica (Malayan pangolin) is the source of this 2538-nucleotide messenger RNA. NCBI's taxonomy places the organism in Eukaryota, Metazoa, Chordata, Mammalia, Pholidota, Manidae. The record is from RefSeq and is a predicted model, not a curated record.